Molecule: messenger RNA, 3588 nt
Organism: Trichosporon asahii var. asahii CBS 2479
Lineage: Eukaryota; Fungi; Basidiomycota; Tremellomycetes; Trichosporonales; Trichosporonaceae
Exons: 2
Coding region: 1-3588 (1195 amino acids)
Biological process (GO): division septum assembly
Cellular component (GO): division septum
Source: RefSeq, a predicted model, not a curated record
AUGACCCAGUCAGGUGGGCCUGUGCGCAUCUCGCUGCGCGCGACCGCUCAUCGCCCCUUCAUCCUCGGGCACCCCGGCAUCGCUCCCGCCGAGAACCGCGACGGCGCAACUGUCCAGGGCACCGUCGAAGUCCGCACCGUCACCCAACCUGUUAAGGCCAAGUGGGUCCGCGUCGAGGUUCGCAAGUAUGAGACAGUGAAGGGCGGUCCCACGCCGCCCAAGGGCACACCGGCCUACACCCACGUCGGCAAGGUGCACCUGCUCUGGAAGGCCGGCGAGGGCAAGGAGUAUGAGGUUGUGCCGAACCGCGACUUCCGCUUCGUUAUCCCGCUGCCGCUCGAGGACCUUCCGCCGUCGCUCGACAACAAGCGCGCCACGAUCAGCUACGAGCUUGUCGCCAGCAUCUGCUACAAGCAAAAGGGCGGCCUGUUCCGCAAGUCGUCCCCGACCCAGACGACUGCUUCGGAGCACCUGCGCAUCAUCCGCUACGACCUCAUGUCCGCCUGGCCCAAGUACCAGGCGUCGACGCAGCAAGUCGCACAGUCGCAGGACGGCAGCGUCAACCUCGUCGUCGAGCGCCCGCAGCAGGCGUUCGGACCCGGCGACUCUGUCUUCCUCAUGACGCUCCUCAGGUCGAACAGCCCGCAGCCCUUCACGUUCCAGGCCCUCGACGUCUCGCUCGUGGAAAUGUUCACGUUCGUUCCGAAAGAGGACACCAAGUCGACCAAGAAGUCUAAGAAGCCUCUUGGUCAGCCGACGACCAAGACCGAGGUCGUCACCUCGAAGCGCUUCACUAUCAACCAGACCAUGCGCCCCGGAGAAGAAAAGGCUUUUAAGGGAAGCCUUGUCGUACCGGUGCCGACGGCCAACGAGGCCAUGCUGACGGUCCGCGGAGCCAAGACGCUCGGCAUCGAGUACAAGAUUGUCGUGCAGGCCAUCUGCGACAAUGGCAACAUUGUUGUUGAGCAGCCCUGCGAUGUCUGCGCAUUUGGAAAGCAAGCGGCAACGCAGGAUCUCGGAUACGUCGCCGGCCUCUCCGAGAGCCAGCGCGGCAUGGGACCUCUGAACUCUCUCUCAGGACAAAUGUUCAAGUCGAGCCCGCAGCUGUCCGACCCCUCGUCCUCAGCGACGUCGCUGAGCAACAAGAUGCAGAACGGUGCCCAGCCUCCGACACCGUACCACGCAAGUGCGCCGCAUGCGGCUGGCCCCAGCCAGCCCGCCAGCGGCCCCAUGGGGGGCCGCCUCGGUGCUGCCGCGAACACGAUUACGGGUCUGUUCCCGCGCCGCUCAUCCUCGACGACGACGAGCACAACAACGACCUCGGACUGGGGACCCGCCCCGAGCGACCGUCAGUUCACAACGAUGCCGACGCCGAAUCCCGCUAGCAGGAGUAACACGGCCUCGCCGCCCGCUGUCGAGUCGCUCCGUGACAAACCGCUGCCUGGCGGCCUCACGCACAGCAAGUCGAACAAGUGGCGUCCUACCGAUGGUGCCAUCUCCGAGUCACCCACGGCGACUGGACAGCAAAACGCUGUCGCAUCAGGAUCCGGCACAGCAACCCCGACGCCCGCGAACCCCGGUGUGCCUGUCGGCGCACCGCCCGGAUACGCGCACGCUGGCGCAAACGGCAGCGCCGCGCCUGGUCAGUUUGCCUCGGCUGCGCAGGAGAAGGACAUUCAGCGACAGCGUUACGAAGAAGCCCAGAACCGUGUUGGUGGCUCGUCACAUGCCGGGGGCAGCUCGUCCUAUGCUGCUCCUGCCGCUGCGGCCGCCGUCGUGGGUGUUGCUGGCGCUGGCGCUGCAGCCGCCAUGAGCCACACGCCUCCUCCCUCGCACCCCAACGCUGCCAAUGGCCAAUACCCGUCCGCGGGCCAGGAGAAAGAUCGCCUGCGCUACGAGGCGGCCGUUGCGAACCGUGACGCUGCGCAGGGCGCUCCCGCUGGAUCGUCUGCACCGCCGCCAGCGCCCGACGAGGCCCCGAUUUCAUACGAGGAGCUCUUCGGCAACGGGACUGCUGCUGGUCCCUCCUCGUCUGCUGCUGCGGGAUCGAGCUCGCGCCCCGGUCCCCCGCCGGGAGGCCAGCCCUCGGCCGUCGCCGAGCCGUACAUGUCGGCCGCGCAGGAGAAGGAGAUGAUGCGCAAGCGGUACGAAGAUGCGACGAACCGCGUGACCCGCGCGACGGGCGUGCCGCUUGCGACGUCGCCGAGCCCGCCUGCUUCGAAUGCAGGUCACAACCGCAUGCCGAGCCAGACGCCGCAGCAGACACCCAACCAGACCCCGCAGAAGGCAUACAUGUCCGCCGCCGAGGAGAAGGAAAUGAUGCGCCGGCGCUACGAAGAGGCGACGAACAAGGUUGCCCGCGCGACGGGUGUCGGCUCGGGCUCCAGCUCGGACCGCGCCCAGUCCCCGCCCAUGACGCAGUCUCCGCCCGCGGCCCAGUCGCCCGAGCAGAAACUCUACAUGUCAGCGGCCGAGGAGAAGGAGAUGAUGCGAAGGAGGUAUGAGGAGGCGACGAACCGCGUCGCGUCCGCCACUGGCUCUCCUGCGGCCGCGGCCGUGGCCAGCGGCUCGGGUGCUCGUGCUGGAACCGCUUCGCCGACGCCGCAGCGCGAAAACUCGGUCCCCGCGGCGUACAUGAGCGCGGCGGAGGAGAAGGAGAUGAUGCGCCGGCGGUACGAGGAAGCGACGCGGCGCGUGGCGAGCUCGACUUGUGCGCCCGAUGUGGCAAGCGGGAGCAAUGGCAGCAACGGCACAGCGCAGCCUGUGCGACAGCAGUCGGCCGGCUCGCCGCCGCCGGCCAACGUACCUGCCGCCUACAUGUCAGCCGCAGAGGAGAAGGAGAUGAUGCGCCGGCGAUACGAGGAGGCGACUAACCGCGUCGCGCGCGCCACCUCGCCCUCAGGCAGUGUGCCGAGCGCCGCGCCUCCGGCCUUCGAGGAUGUGGUUGGUACGCCUCCCGCCCAGUUCAGCUCCACGCCGGCCGCGUACAUGACCGCAGCGCAGGAGAAGGAGAUGAUGAGGCAGCGAUUCGAGGAGGCGCAGGGCCGUGUCGCUAGCGGCUCUGGCGGCUCUGGCUCCCAGCGUGCCGUGGACCCACGCCAGGCGCCCCCGAUCCAGAUUCCUGGUAACUCGCCGCCUCGCGCGCAGGCGUCGCAGUCUCAGGCCAAACCGUACAUGUCCGCCGAGGAGGAGAAGGAAAUGAUGCGAAGGCGAUACGAAGAGGCCACAACGCGUGUCGCCCGGGCGACGGGUUCCGUGUCCCCUCCUCCCGGCCCCUCGGCCUCUUCUGGCGUCAGUGCGCCGACAUCCUACGAGGAUGCGAUCCGCACGCCGCGCGAUCUCGAGUCGCCCGAACCCGAGCCGGGAGUCUCCACGCUUCCGCCGCAACUCCCGCCCAUCAGUCUGCUGGGCGACAUGCCGACGUCGCCCCUCGCCACGAUUAAUGGACGAUACUCGUUCCUCGGCACUGCAUCUCAGCCGCUCGAGUCGACGCCUACCAAAGCCAGGCCGCUCACGCAUCUCCCCACUGGUCCGGCUCCGCCCGUCCCCACCAGGCCGCCGCAAGACUACAUCGACAAUCUCGUUUAG